CCUGGAGUUUCCACUGUCUAGGAAACAAUUCAAAUAUGUUUUUGGCUCACAUUCGCUUUGAGGGAAGUAAAUGCUGAACAUUUAUCAGUACUUUCCCUCAGGCCAUCUUCUUCCUUGUUGCAUAUUUUUUGACUGAAAGGAGAUUCACUGUUGCCUGAUUUGGUUAAUGAUAAGUUUGAACACACGUGCUGUGUACUUUACGUGUUCAUGGAAAACCCAAACUCGUGUCAGAUGGUUUGUUCCACAGGCAACCUCAGGUAUAAAACUGCUCGCAUAUCACUGUACUCUCACACCUUUCAUCUGACUCUUGCUCUGAGGAUCACAGACAAGUUAAACCGAAGACAGACAGACAGAAAAUGGCUCGGAUUUCAGUUACCUCCAUGCUGAUGGUUCUGGCUCUCAGUACACUUUGCACAGAAGCCUUAGCUUUUUCAUGUUGCAGAAAGUACACACAGAAAAAAAUAAAUAAUAUAUCUAUGAUCCGAGGCUUUUCCAUUCAGUCCAUGAGAGAAAACUGCCACAUUGAUGCCGUAAUAUUGCAUGCACGAAGAGGGUUGAAUAUCUGCGCCGACCCAUCUAAACCCUGGGUGACAGAAAUCAUCAGUCAACUGAGGAAAAAAGUGGAGGAAAUCAAGAAAAAACAACAUAAGAAUUAAAUAAUCUGUUGACUUAACAGAUGCUGUUACAAGAUUCAUGUUUAUGUUUCUGUAGCUCAAUUGGUAGCAUUGCAUUAGAAGUGCAAAAGUCAUGGGUUUAAUUCCAAGGGAACACACAUACAAAAUGUAUAGCUUUAAUGCACUGUAUGUCACUUUGUAAAACAAGUGCCUUUUAAAUGUGUAAAUGUAAUUCAUUGAUGAUGAAGACGAACAUUUUUCUUUAUGCAGUUUGCAUAAAAUUCUACCUUGCAUAUUUGUAUAUGCAUUUUAUAUUGUAGCCUACUUUUUAUUUGCUUGCUUUUAAGUGAAGGCAUUAAAAUUAUUAUAUUCAAUGUAAAGUGAAACUUGUUUUUUUUUUUUUUGUAUGUACUUUUUUAAAUAAAACAGUUUGGUUGA
Molecule: messenger RNA, 1052 nt
Organism: Paramisgurnus dabryanus
Lineage: Eukaryota; Metazoa; Chordata; Actinopteri; Cypriniformes; Cobitidae
Gene: ccl20a.3
Product: chemokine (C-C motif) ligand 20a, duplicate 3
Biological process (GO): immune response
Cellular component (GO): extracellular region
Molecular function (GO): chemokine activity
Source: RefSeq, a predicted model, not a curated record